AAAGAAUAAAGUACCAUGAUUUCAUCGAUGAAUGAAUAUUCAAUCUUGAUAACAUUUUGUAGGGACGAAAGAAGGCAAUGAAAGUGAUUACAGAUGCUUUUAUGGAGAGACAAGCAUCGCCUAACAACCUUAUAAGUGGUCACAAGGAUUUCUUGGACUAUCUGAUCCAAGAAAUAAAUGAUAAGGACACAAUUCUUAAUCAAGCCGUUGCUGCAGAUUUGGUCUUCGUACUUCUGUUUGCUACUUUUGAGACCACUUCUACAUCUAUUACCAUGGCCACUAAAUUUCUCGCUGAUAACCCCGCAGCGCUUGGAGAAUUAGCAAAGGAGCAUCAAGAUAUCCUCAAGAACCGCAGUGAACAGGAUACUGGAAUAACAUGGAAAGAAUACAAGUCCAUGACUUUCACACACAUGGUGAUCAAUGAAACACUUAGGCUGGCUAAUAUCGUCCCUGGAAUUUUCAGAAGAGUUAUUAAGGAUGUUGAUUUAAAGGGAUAUACUAUUCCCAAAGGAAUGAUCGUGAUGGUGAGCCCAUCCACAGUUCAUUUGAAUCCUGACAAGUACCAGGAUCCCCUGACUUUCAAUCCUUGGCGUUGGAAGGGUAAGGAAUUACAUAUGGGAUCAAAGGAUUUCAUGGCUUUUGGCGGGGGUGUAAGGCUCUGCGUGGGAGCUGAUUUCGCAAAGUUACAAUUGGCCGUGUAUCUCCAUUAUUUGGUCACCAAGUACAGGUGGAAAGUGACGAAAGGAGGUGACAUAGUUCGAAAGCCAGGGUUGAUGUUUCCAAAUGGAUUACAUCUGGAGAUUUCGGAAUCACAGAACUGACUGAUAUUGGCUGAAGCCUAGCCCAAGAUCAUCGACGGAGCAAACUAAGAAUUACAUAUAUAUCUCUAUAAAAAUAAAAUGUUAAGAAGUUUCUUUUUCUUCCUUGUAUUGCAUUUCUUUUCCUUGCCAAGUGAUGGUAUUGUAUUGUUGUUUGCUUGUAUUGAAUAGUAUCCAAAUGUAUUCGGCUAUGUCCUGCAGAACUUUGUUUCAAUGUAAAAUUUUGUAAUGGUGAUUUUUCGUGAUGCAGUAUUUGCAAAUUCAUGCUUAUGUGAAA
Messenger RNA from Daucus carota subsp. sativus, 1095 nucleotides. Its product is annotated as cytochrome P450 87A3. Gene Ontology annotation, molecular function: heme binding; iron ion binding; monooxygenase activity. The transcript has 6 exons. Lineage: Eukaryota; Viridiplantae; Streptophyta; Magnoliopsida; Apiales; Apiaceae. Gene Ontology annotation, biological process: sterol metabolic process; brassinosteroid biosynthetic process; brassinosteroid homeostasis. The record is from RefSeq and is a predicted model, not a curated record. The coding region runs from base 78 to 821 and encodes 247 amino acids.